AUGGAUUACUCGCUUCCCUUUUCUGACCUGAACCAGAUGAUGAAGCCUCGCCUCCCCAGCAGUGAGACCGUCUACUACUCUCUGAGCCGGCUCCAGGGUCGGCACCUCAGCUCUCCAAGGAGCCCCGCCAGCAGAGCCACGGUCCUGCCAGCAGAACCGGAGCCGCCGGUCGGCCAGGCCGAGACCCCGGAGCCGCAGAUGGCGGCACCCGAUGAGCCGCCACAGCAGGGCUCGCUGCUCUACCACGAGGUGGACUGCUCUGACCUGGGCUCGGCCACCGGCGUCUUCUGUGGCGGGCGCCUGGCCGGAGACGGGGACAGCAGCUCCUGCCAGUCCGAGGGCAAAGACAGCGCCUGCGAGGUGGCCUCAGAGGGCACCGGCGAGCCGCCCGAGUCCGUGCUCCUGCCCGAUGAAGAGGCCGGCUCGCCCUUCCAGAGGAGCUACGAGGACCGCAGCCUCCCGGACCUGAUCAACAGUGGCCGACCCCUGGGCCGGCGCCGGACCCUCGGACACGUCUCCGACACGCUCAAGGAGGUUCGCAGAGAAGUGGAGCUGUCUCGCCGGCGCAGCAUGAAGCUCAAGGCCCAGGUGGACAAGCUGCAGGAGCGGAGGGAAGGAACGGGAUGGAGCCAGCACAGAGAAGCGGUGACCGCGGAGGUGCUGUCCGUCCUGAGGCUGCUGCACCCGCUGACCCAGGUGGAGUUCAGCGCCCCGGAGCAGGCGGAGACCCAGCUGGACACGGCGCUGGUCCAGCUGAAGAUCGUCGCUCGCCAGCUGGCGGUGGGCCACACCCAGCAGGGGUCUCAGUGUGGGAGGAAAUCAGAGGAUGCUGAGGUUCUGGAGCAGGCGCUGCGGGACAGAGACGAGGCCAUAGAGAAGAAGCAGGCCAUGGAGGCCGAGCUGCUGAGGAGCAAGACUGAGCUGAUGAUGCUCAACAACCAGCUGCUGGAGGCGGCGCAGAAGCGUCUGGAGCUGUCGCUGGAGCUGGAGGCCUGGAAGGAGGACGUCCAGGUCAUCAUCCAGCAGCAGCUCCAGAGUCAGCAACAGGCCGAGCAGGUCCAGAAGAAGCCGUCCCGCAUGGGCCUCCUGCGCAGGACCAACAAGGCUCCCAUGCAGCGGCCCAGCAACUUCCCGGUGCCGGCGCAGACCCCGCCCCCUGCCAGCCCCGCCCAGAUCUACGUGCCCAAAGCCGCCGGGUCUCCCGCCCCGGUGCACCGCUCGCCCGCUACUGGCGGCACGCUGCCGCGCAACUGGAUGACUAAGCUGAAGCGGAACAAGAACAGCCGGUCGGAACCGGAGUCGCCGAGCGCCAAGGACGAGGACGGCUUCCACGUGGUGUCCCUGGACUGAGGGCGCUGAUGGUGGUCUGGACUGGUCUGGGCCGGCGGGCCUCAGCUUCUGAUCUAUUUAAGUAUUUAACGUGUACUCAGUGGUGUUCUACAGUCUCUGGCCUCAGUCAUUGUACAGCUGCUUUGUAAAUAAAGUUUUCUACGUUACACAGAGUUCUGCUGAGUCAUGCUGUGGCUGCUAGCGUGUAGCGAACAUGGCCGUUAGCGUCUGUGGUCAGCUGUCGUGGUGAGGCGGUGAGAGAUGGAGCGGCCAGCAGGGGGCGCUGCAGAGUCUCCCAGCAGGAGGCGUCAGGAAGCAGACGGGAGCAUCGCUGCUCUAGUGUGGUCCACAGCCGGUCCCAACAUUAUGACCGCAGGGAGGAAUUAGCUGCAGACGCGCCGGCCGAACGGAGGCCCCGCCCAUCAGAGCUGUGACCGGGUUCGUGGCUGGUUCUGGAGCGAUGGACUGUGAGGCUGCAGCUGGUCGGCUGUUAUGUAAGUGUUCUGAGAACAGAAUGUGAAUCGGCAGAACCAAACCUUCCAGCUGUCAGAUGAGCGAGAUACUCACCUGAAACCGGUCCAGACCAGUCUCUGCUUCAAACACCUCAGAUGACAGUUUGGCGCUGGUCCAGCCGGCUUCAAAUGAACCAACAGUUUCUGAGGUUUAACCGCGGAAUGAAACCUGUUGUUUCUCUCAGAGUGGCUCCGUGUUCCAUCCUGUCCAGUGGUCCUCGUGACCUCCGACCCCUU
Messenger RNA from Synchiropus splendidus (mandarinfish), 2078 nucleotides. It is a transcript of the gene bicdl2l, whose product is annotated as bicaudal-D-related protein 2-like. Lineage: Eukaryota; Metazoa; Chordata; Actinopteri; Syngnathiformes; Callionymidae. The coding region runs from base 1 to 1350 and encodes 449 amino acids. The record is from RefSeq and is a predicted model, not a curated record. Gene Ontology annotation, biological process: Golgi to secretory granule transport; vesicle transport along microtubule. The transcript is spliced from 6 exons.